This is a messenger RNA of Gigantopelta aegis, 2261 nucleotides long. RefSeq lists its product as uncharacterized. The transcript has 5 exons. The record is from RefSeq and is a predicted model, not a curated record. NCBI's taxonomy places the organism in Eukaryota, Metazoa, Mollusca, Gastropoda, Neomphalida, Peltospiridae. Bases 368 to 1717 code for a protein of 449 amino acids. Gene Ontology annotation, molecular function: cysteine-type endopeptidase activity. Gene Ontology annotation, biological process: proteolysis; signal transduction.
UAACACAGAAGGGACCGACAAUUUAGUUCAAGCGAAGCGUUAUAGUCGACUCUGGACGUAUUCGACCCAUCAUCAGUUAAUAUACGGGUUUACCGGAGAAAAAACUCGGGACUUCGUUUUUGGUUCGAGCGUUGCAGUGUGAUCGACCCUUCCGGGUCGAGCCAACGAAAUUCUACUGUAUAUAUAUUGUGCCCAAAUUAGUGAGAUCUAAAGCCCCGAGUACCAGUGCCACUAAUGCAACAGCUGUGAAGGGUGAACUAUUUUUACAUGAAGUCUAUUUAGUCGUCAACAUAUUUUGGCUUCUUGCACAACCAGAUUCAUCUGACAUCUUAAAGAAAUACAACUAUUUUCCCUAGUUAAACGACUAAUGGCCGAAUUGAAACAGUUACCUGACGGAUGGACGUACUUUUGUUAUAUAAUACAUGAUGAAACUGAAGACGCAAGUAAAAAGGCAUAUUUCGUUUUAAACAAACUUGAAGAGUUUGGAUAUGAUAAGAACUAUUUGAAAGAUCGUGAUGCUAAUGCUGGAAGUCUUGAGAUUACAGUACAUUUUGAUGGAUUGGAAAAAUCGCUCUUUGUCAUAGUAAUUUUAACGCCUGGUUUUGUUACACUCGUGUGGAACCGAUACCGCUCCAAUACAGCCUUGUUUGAGAUUUUGAAAGACCCACGAACAUGUCGUCUGCUGCCUAUUGCCUUUGGAAUCAAACAAGAUCAGUGGCCACGUGAACUGAACGGUAUUGAAGGGCUGCUUUUAAUGGAGAGUGAUUGGGAAAAAGAAAGCAAAGUAUGGGAUCAGCUGAACGAUAUUCUCAGGGAUAAGAUAGAAUGCAUAAAUGAAAAUAGAGAAUCAGAAAACAGUGGUGACCAGUCAGCCCCACCAGAAAUCAAUGUCAAAGAGAAUUAUGACUACAAACAUACUUAUGUUCUUCUGGUGGCUGCAGUGGGAGCGUUCCCGGAAGAGACAGACAUUUUUAAUAAUGACCUGGAGCUGAUGAAAGCGAUGUUUGAAAACGAGAACAUAUACGUUGGAAUCAAGUCUGAGAACAUCCAUACUGUACAAGGGAAGGAUUGUCUAGCCACUGAAAUGAAUGAAAAAAUCAAGAAAGAAAUAGAAGACAUUGCAAAGAACAUAAAAAACAAAACAAACACACUUUUUAUAUUCUAUUAUUCAGAACACCAUGAUGAGUUUGGAAAUAUGUGGGUUGGUGGGCCUGUGCACAGUCUGCCUGAGCACAGUCUGCCUGUUGAAACUCUAAAAAAGGAUCUAUGUACAGUAGAUGCCACUAACAUGCUCUUCAUUCUGGAUGCAUGUUACAGUGGGAAAAUGGAAAUGGGAGCAAAGGGAAAUAAGUAUCCAAUUGUUCUAUGGGAUUUGUGGGAUAAGACUGGGGCAAAAGGUAACAGUACAAAGAUAGCAAUGCAGUGGUGUUCUUCACAGCCUUAUCAACAGUCUUUUUAUGGUGACCACCUAAGCUAUUUCACCUCUGCUAUAGUUAACGCUGUGAAUGGUACAUGCUUUACUGGACAAACACACAUUUUUGAAAAGUUUAAAUCAAGUCUUCCGACUGAUACAAAAGUCAUUACUUUAAAGAAAAUACACAACUGUGUAAGAGAUUCUGUCCAGAGCAGAAAACCGAAACAGAAACCGUUUCUGUUUCCAGACCACAGUGAUGAAAAAAUGAAAUCUUUUCCCCCUUUUGCUAACAAAAUAUGGUAGGAUGCUAUAGGCCUCGGCUGUGUCGUGGUUAAGCCAUCAGACAUAAGGCUGGCAGGUGCAGGGUUUGUAGCCCAGUACCGGCUCUAACCCAGAGCGAGUUUUAACGACUCAAUGGGUAGGAGUAAGGCCACUACACCCUCUUCUCUCUCACUAACAUCUGACCCACUGUCCUGAACAGACAGCCCAGAUAGCUGAGGUGUGUGCCCUGGGCAGUGUGUUUGAAACUUAAUUGGAUAUAAGCAUGAAAAUUUUAAAUCAAGUCUUCCAAUUGAUUCAAAAGUAAUUACUUUAAAGGAAAUACACAACUGUGUAAGAGCUUUUGUCCAGAGCAUUGACUCUCGACAGAAACCGUAUCUCUUUCCAGACCACAGCGAUGAAAAAAUUAAAAGAUUUCCCCCUUUUGCUAACAAAAUAUGGUAGGAUGGUAUAGGCCUCGGCGGUGUCGUGGUUAAGGCUGGCAGGUGCAGGGUUCGUAGCCCAGUAAAGGCUCCAAUAAAGCCACUACACCCUCUUCUUUCUCACUAACCACUAAUAACUAACCUAC